AUGACAAACGCCGAGGUCGUUGCCGGGGUACAGACGGUCAUCACCUGGGCUUUACACCCUACAACGAGACUGAACACGGCCAUUGUCCCCAGCGAGCUCCGAGGUUUGGCUAUUGGUGCUUUUGCCUUCUCGUACAUCUACUAUAGUAACGGCAAGAUUGCGACUAGCAAUAUUAUCCCUAGCGCUUUACUAUACGGUGGGGCCACCGCUACUAAGUGUCCCUUACAAACAGCUGUACAAUGCGGCGCCAACUAUGGUGUGUAUUCGUGGGCGCCCCAAUUAUUCGACUAUACCACGACCUGCUCUACCGUCACUAGCUGCGACGCACAAUCGAUGAUCACGACGACAGCUACGCGCACUUUCGCCGCCGGUUCUAUAUUAACGAGUUCUCCUUCCGGGGGCAAAGGGCAGCAGGUCGCAAUGGCCUCGUACAUCAACCCCCUCGCUAAUCCGGCCGCCUAG
Molecule: messenger RNA, 462 nt
Organism: Penicillium concentricum
Lineage: Eukaryota; Fungi; Ascomycota; Eurotiomycetes; Eurotiales; Aspergillaceae
Exons: 2
Coding region: 1-462 (153 amino acids)
Source: RefSeq, a predicted model, not a curated record